AUGCUAUUCCUUGUGACCGUCGUUGUGCUGCUGGCCAGUGCUCAAGCCAAAUUCUAUUCGGAUUGCGGUUCCAAAUUAGCGAGCCUUGAAAUGGUGGGUGUGAGCGGAUGCCCGGAGACAGCCAAGGAAUGCGUCCUCAAAAGAAACACUAACAUCACAAUAAGCCUCGACUUCACACCUUCAAAGGAUGUAAAAUCCAUAGAAGCAGAAGUACACGGUGUGAUCAUGAACCUGCCAGUGCCGUUCCCGCUCCCGCAGCCCGACGCCUGUAAAAACAACGGACUCACCUGCCCAUUGAAGGCCGGUCAAAAAGCAAGUUACGUGGCGACGCUGCCAGUUUUGAAAUCGUACCCCAAAGUGAAAGUUGACGUCAAAUGGGAAUUGAAGAAUGAAGACGAUGAGGACCUCAUCUGCAUUUUGAUUCCCGCAAAAAUCAACUAA
Parnassius mnemosyne (clouded apollo) is the source of this 441-nucleotide messenger RNA. NCBI's taxonomy places the organism in Eukaryota, Metazoa, Arthropoda, Insecta, Lepidoptera, Papilionidae. The record is from the annotation of a GenBank genome assembly.